Vitis vinifera (wine grape) is the source of this 1891-nucleotide messenger RNA. Its product is annotated as peroxidase 25. Gene Ontology annotation, cellular component: plasmodesma; plant-type cell wall. The record is from RefSeq and is a predicted model, not a curated record. Gene Ontology annotation, molecular function: heme binding; peroxidase activity. The transcript is spliced from 4 exons. Lineage: Eukaryota; Viridiplantae; Streptophyta; Magnoliopsida; Vitales; Vitaceae. Gene Ontology annotation, biological process: hydrogen peroxide catabolic process; response to oxidative stress. The coding region runs from base 702 to 1682 and encodes 326 amino acids.
AAAUGCUUUUUUUUGCUCCCUGUGUUUUCUGGAUCUGUUCUAGGGGUCUCUUUGCUUUUGUGCCAUUCGAUUUAAAUUUCACGAGCCCUAAAUCCACAAUUUUUUAGUCAGGCUGAAAAACACAACCUUUGCCUGCAAAUCAUGAUCAGAUUACCAAAUAGCAUCUUAUGUUUUUUUAAAAAAUAAAAUUGGACAGAUUUUGUAUCCUGUGCGCGGUCUGGAUAAACAAGAAGUUGAAGCUAAGCAUGAACAGAGUGAAGAAAUGGAAGGGAAAAAGGAGGAAAGAGAAGCCAAAGAAACUGAGAGAAAGAGACGUCCAACACGCAUGGGAGGAAUAAAGAAAAGGAAGCAAGGACGAGAGGGAAAGGCUCCAUUUAUAAUUUCUUCCAAUGUACAUGAUAUGUUAAGUUACGAUAUGAUAUAUACUCAAAGUGAAAAUCAUCCAUCUCCUAACUCUCCGCAAACAAAAGUCAAAAAAGGAAGAUGAUCAUCACCAUCUUGAAUGGCCCCCACACGCCUCCACUAAAGGAUUGUGGAGUGAUGAGAAGCCCGGAUUGAAUGACUGAAAGUGAUCGACAAGCAAAAGUCAGCUUGGUGGAAUUCAUAUAAGAUCAAUGCUCAAUAGUGGACAUGCAAGGUUUGUCGUGAGGAGAUAGAGACGAGAGCCAACUGAGAGUUUUGCUUCUCUUUUCUACUUGUUAAUGGUGCAAAUGGAACCUAAAUGGCUGGUUUUGUUGGCAGUGAUUUUAAGUUUGUUUGCAGAAACUCAACAAGGAUUGACAUCCGGGUUUUACUCUUCUUCAUGCCCAAAGGCUGAGGCCACAGUCAGGUCCACUGUUGAAACGCACUUCAAGCAGGAUCCUACAAUUGCAGCUGGUGUUCUUAGGCUUCAUUUCCAAGAUUGCUUUGUUCAGGGCUGCGACGCUUCGAUACUGAUAACUGAGGCUUCAGGUGAGACAGAUGCAUUGCCCAACGCAGGAUUAAGAGGAUUUGAUGUGAUAGAUGACGCCAAAACUCAACUGGAGGCCUUGUGCCCCGGGGUGGUAUCAUGUGCUGAUAUACUAGCACUAGCUGCUCGUGAUGCUGUUGGCUUGAGUGGUGGUCCAAGUUGGUCAGUGCCCACAGGAAGACGAGAUGAGACGAACGUAUCUUCAUCCCCGGAUGCCUCUAAUUUCCCUGCUCCUAAUGAUUCUAUUCCUGUCCUAAGACAGAAGUUUGCUGAUAAAGGCCUCAACACUAAUGACCUUGUAACACUAGUUGGGGCACACACCAUUGGGCAAACGAACUGUUCGGUCUUCCAAUACCGUCUCUACAACUUCACGACAAGGGGAAAUGCAGACCCAACAAUAAACCCAGCUUUCCUUGCUCAGCUGCAAGCCCUUUGUCCUGAAGGUGGCAAUGGCUCCACAAGGGUGGCGCUGGAUACAAAUAGCCAGACCAAAUUCGAUGUCAAUUUCUUCAAGAAUGUGCGGGAUGGGAAUGGAGUCCUGGAGUCGGAUCAAAGGCUUUUUGGAGAUAGCGAAACUCGGAAGAUCGUUAGGAAUUAUGCUGGUAACGGAAGAGGCAUACUGGGGCUUAGAUUUUAUAUUGAGUUUCCAAAAGCCAUGAUUAAAAUGAGUAGCAUCGGGGUCAAGACUGGUACUCAAGGAGAGAUUCGAAAGACAUGCUCAAAGUCCAAUUAAUCCAUCAUAUAAAAUCAAAUAGAAUAAUAAAAGGUAAUAGUAUAUAGUAUAUGCAUAUGAUGUAUCCAUAGGAGCCAUGACCAGGCCAGGGGGGAGCCUCGGCUCGCCCACUUCCAUAUAAUUACAAGCAUGCGAUCAUGGAUAUCCUUUUCCGCUUUCUAUUAAUAAAACUGGGUGCACUUUCCAAGUGUCCACUCCAUACUCCAUAA